This is a messenger RNA of Cetraspora pellucida, 747 nucleotides long. Lineage: Eukaryota; Fungi; Glomeromycota; Glomeromycetes; Diversisporales; Gigasporaceae. The record is from the annotation of a GenBank genome assembly.
AAGUAUAAAGAAAUUUUAGAAAUAGAACAAAGAAUUAAAAAUAACAGAGAAAACCCCUGGCAAAAGAUGAUUGAAAAUAUAGCUAUGAUCGAGUUCACAUCUGAUCAAGAAUAUUUGAUUGACUUAAAGAGACGAAUUUUGCAAAAUUUAGAACAUUUUGAGAUCGAUGAUAUGAAAUCAGACUAUCUCAAUGAACAAUAUUAUUUAAUAGUUAAUAAGCUAAUUUCUUGUUCUUUUACUGGUUCUCUCUCUGAACAUAUUGCUGAUUGGCUUAAAAAGAAUGUUAAUAAUGCAAAAUAUUCUCUAUUUGAAUAUGAAUCUUAUACAGAGUCAAGUCAACAAGCAAGCAAAGUGUCAAAGCAAUUAUCUAAUUCUUCAUUAUGCUCGAGCUGCAAUAGUAAACGAUCAUCGACCUUGACCUUGACUAAUAAUAAUGAAAAUACUAUUUAUGAGGAAUUAACAUUUGUUAAUUUAAGUGUGAAAAACUUUAAUUUGGAUAAUAAUUAUUCUAGCAGAAGUAAUGGAAUACGCACUGAUGGUAAAUUUAUUUGUAAGGAUAUAGUUCAUCAAUUUGGAAUGGAAGUAGAUGUACUUGAAGUUAGAGCUUAUGUUUAUUAUAAUUUUGAUAGUCAAUAUAUGACACAAUCAUUUCAAAUAUUACUUGAAGAAAUCAGAUAUAUUACUUUACAAGUAUAUAAUGAGAAACUAAUUGUACAUGAAUAUGAUUUCACAAAUAGUUCCAUAAAG